AUGUUUAACCGUUUAAUACUCUUGGCCGCGGUUUUCGCUUUGGGAAGUGGCGUCGUGAAUGCCCAUGGUUCUCACGGAGACGACCAACCUCCUUCCAAUGACUGGGCCACGAGGCACAUGUCGGAGGAGCACCAUAUCGGCUCUUUCGAUGCUCCAUCCUUCUUUACGCUCCAUGACUACGACAACUCAGGCACUUGGACAUUCGACGAAGUUCGCAAGACCUACGGCACCGAUCACGAAACCAACAAGGGCUUGAGCGAAUCGCAAAAGUCAGAGGCCGUCCGUAAGGUGUUUGACCUCUUUGAUCCUGGAAAUACUGGCUUCAUCGCACGCGAGGACUUCAUCAAGGCAAUCAAUGCUGGUACACGCUUGCCUGAUGUUGGACUUGGACCUGGACAUCACGGUGACAUUGAGUACGAAUACGAGAUCCACCAUUUUGAGAAGUACCACGGCGACGACGCAACGGAGGAGGAAUUGACGCACCCUGAGGAUAUAGAGCAUUUCCGCCAACAUGACGAGGAAGAACUUGCGCAGCUCCGUGUUGAGAAAUUGGAGGAGUUACAGAUCGUGGAGGCUAUGAUUCCGCCAAAGUUCCGUCGCAAUUAG
This is a messenger RNA of Penicillium chermesinum, 606 nucleotides long. Its product is annotated as nucleobindin SSP120. Gene Ontology annotation, molecular function: calcium ion binding. Gene Ontology annotation, cellular component: endoplasmic reticulum-Golgi intermediate compartment; extracellular exosome. NCBI's taxonomy places the organism in Eukaryota, Fungi, Ascomycota, Eurotiomycetes, Eurotiales, Aspergillaceae. The transcript is spliced from 2 exons. Bases 1 to 606 code for a protein of 201 amino acids. The record is from RefSeq and is a predicted model, not a curated record.